UAAGCAGCAAACUGCUCUCUUCCCGGACCAUGGCUUGACGGCCUGACAGGUGGUCCGAGUUGGUUAGUCCCCUUCUGGCCCAUCCUGCCAUUCUGCCAUGCUUCCUCCUUGUCCCUCCUGAGGAAUUGUCGCAUCGUCGAAUGGUCUCAUUCGCUGGAGGCUUUUUGUCAUCUCACAUCCCCCGACAUGCAGUCCUAACGAGCUCCGCCCUCGUUUCACCCGUCAACCGCCCGCGCUGUCCCCCGGUGCCAAAGGCCCGCCAUGUCGGCGGAUAGGCUUCCUUUGGCUGAACCAGCUGCUCUCGAUUCCUCCUCGGGGGUACGGGGUACCUCUUCUUCAGAAUCCGAUCAACAACAACAACAACGCACCCCCAGUGACCCCCCUCAUGUUCCCUUGAAAAUUAGACGACGAAGGCAUUUGCCCAUGUCGGAUGAUCAAUCCUCGAGGAAUCAGAUCUUUUAUUUUGUUGAUUCCAACUCCUCUUCCCGGGAAAAACGGGCCCAUGUGAUGCGUCAUCAUGUUCAGGAGAAACGGAGGCAGAGAAAGCCUUCCCACUCUCGGAAUGACGGCGACAAGAAGAGUAGUCGGCCUCUUCGAUAUUCCCCGUGGCCACAAAAAAGGCCAGAUGUGGACAAUAAUGAUGAUUACGAAACGUUCACUCCUCAGGAGGUUCCCAGCGAAACUCCAGUGAACGGUGAUUCUCUGGUCCCGUUUGGUCUUCCUCCUUUGCAAUCUCCCCCUCCUUCAGUCGACGAUCUCCAGUCUCCGUCACCCGUCACCCUUCUCGAUGCCUCCAGAAAAGACCCAUUCGACAGCCUGCCGAUCUGCUCUAGCGAUGACCUGGAGCUAGCCGAUUACUGGACUAACCGGCUGACUUAUUGGUCCGGCCAAAACAAGUAUAUGAAAGAUCUCGUCUUUAAAGCUGCCAUGGACCACCCAUUGUGCUUUCAAACUGUCAUUCUUACGUACUGCGCCCGCUGGAAAGCCCAGCUCUACGACCUGAAAGACAGUAAGGAAGCCGAGCAUCAUCUGGGAAAGGCCCUUGAAGGCAUCGAGGAAGCGAAAAAAGGAACGACGAGUGUUGAUGAAGACACUCUCGCAUUGGCACUUAGUGGCAUGGCACUACACGAGGAUCGGUUCGGUGACAAACAAGUCGCCCGGCGAUACGAAGACCAGGCCGUCCAAAUCCUCCGCUCUCGGUCCGGGCCACAGAGCACCGUCGAGGUCUUCAUGCAUUACGUGCAAUAUGUGAUGAUGCCGCCCCCGAUGGAGAUGGGCGAGGAUGGAAAGCAAUGGCUCAUCACCUUCCUUCGGGCGGCUGAGGGGCUGAUGCGCCAGCAUAGCACGGGCCCCUACUUGCUGUCUGUUCCCCAGCGACGCACCGCGUUCCAGAUGGACAGUCCCUUGUUUCCCUUGCUUUCCAGUGGCCCCCGGCCAUCACAGGUGCCACAGGAAGCGCGCAUGUACGUUGUACGCAAUGCGCCCACCCAGGAGAUCACUCGCACGGCGGCUUUGAUCUACAUCACGGCCGCGCUGUGGGAUCUCCAAGAAUCGGCAAGCAAGACGGGACGAUUCCUCAACCAUCUCCACCGACUGGUGCGCGACCACAAGCUGGACCGGUAUCCGGCGUGCGAGACGUUUAUCUGGCUGCUCUUGGAGGAAGGAUAUGGCUCGGACUUGAAGGAUCCGGAACGGGGCUGGUCGACGGGCGAGCUGUUGAAGAUGCACAAGCAGCUGCGCCCGGACCUUCAGUUCCAGUACAACGAGAUCCUGUUUAGCCUGCUCAUGCUUACCUCGCCGAUCCGCGGGAUCGACGCCCUGGAGGAGGAGUUGCUCGCGUCGUCCCCCUGAGACGAGAAAAUUUCGAGAUACCCCGUCGAUAUAGUUAGCCUGUUGUGUACCAUUUCGGGGCCGAUCGUACAGGACUUUAGGUACGAAUGAAAGAGAUUGUUUUGCGGCUAGCAGCAGCAUCGUACAUUGACCUGAGGUGGCUAGCUGUGCCCCGCAUGGUUGGUGUGACGCGAGUUGGUCUUCUAGAAUGACCUGUUCCAAGUGGCAGUUGACCGCUACGCUACGUACUUUCAUCGUCCGUCUUACCCAUUCAAGUCGCCGCGUAAGCCAACCAUUCGACCCCAUUCUAA
Molecule: messenger RNA, 2141 nt
Organism: Aspergillus ibericus CBS 121593
Lineage: Eukaryota; Fungi; Ascomycota; Eurotiomycetes; Eurotiales; Aspergillaceae
Exons: 3
Coding region: 262-1851 (529 amino acids)
Source: RefSeq, a predicted model, not a curated record